GGUUAUCGCAAUCGCGGUUGUAUAGGUAUAGGCGCAUGGAUUGUGUGUAACGUAUGAUGUAGCGUAUUCGAUAUUUUUGUGUUCUUACUGCGUAUGUGCUAGUGUAACAGCAAGCACCAGCAGCAACAAAAAGGAUGAGUGCACCACUGAAGCCAUGGGAAUCAGUCCCUCCAUGCUGUCGUCAACCCAAUGUUAACAACAGGAUGGUUCCUCCUGAUGAGUUGCGAGCAGCUGGUGUCACAGUUCCACAGUUCCAGUCUACACUGGGUGGUCCUGGCAUGGAGCCAAGCAUGACUGGUGGCCCCCCACCAGUCCCUCCUCGUCCGAUGGCUGGCUAUGGCUCAUAUUCGUCGCCCUAUAGUGGCGGAAUGUCACCGUAUGGAGGGUUCGGUGGCUUUGGUUCUGGCUUCAGUUCCGGCUAUGGCUCCGGCUACGGCGGCUUUGGCGGCGGUUACGGCGGCUUCGGCGCGGCGGGGGGUUCCUUCUAUGGGCGGCCAGGAGCGCUGGGCCCCGGCCCAGAAAGCUGGUUUAUCCAGGCGGCUGAGGAGGGAUCCCGCGGAGCAUUCGAGUCGAUCGAGUCGUUCGUCAGCGUGUUCACCUCGAUCAGUCAGAUGCUGGAGUCUACCUACAUGCUUGUUCACAGCUCGUUCCGGGCGGUGGUGGGCGUGGCGGAGCAGAUGGGCAGGAUGCGGCUCCACAUGACGGAGGUGCUCUCGGCUAUCUCGCUCGUGCGCACAUUGCGCUGGAUUGUCAACUUCCUCCGCCGCUGGCUCGGUUACCCUGAGCUGGGUGGGCCGGAGGCGGCGUGGGACGAGUCGGCCGGGCCGGCGCUGCCGUCCUCGGCCGGCGGCGGCGGCGGCGGCGGUGGUGGUGGACCGCGGUCUUCCCGCUGGCCCGUGCUGGUGUACUUGGCCGCCGUGCUGGGCGCGCCGUACCUCAUCUACCGGCUGUUGCGCGCCAGCGGCGCCGGCCCGCAGGACACCGAGAGCUGGAAGGCCGGCGCCGGCGAGCACUUUUCGGCCGUCUGCGUGUACGACUUCAGCGGCAGUGGCGCCGGCGAGCUGAACGCACGCGCCGGCCAGCCGCUGCGCCUGGCGCCACGCCGUCUGCAGCCCCGCGUGCGCGGCUGGGUGCUCGCCUCGGACGGCAACACCGUCGGCCUGGUGCCGGCCGCCUACGUCAAGAUCCGCGGCCUGGUGCCGGCUGCUCCGCCGCCUGCUCACGCGGUGACGCCGUCGCCCGAAUGGUAG
Messenger RNA from Pollicipes pollicipes, 1250 nucleotides. Its product is annotated as putative peroxisomal membrane protein PEX13. The record is from RefSeq and is a predicted model, not a curated record. The transcript is spliced from 9 exons. Bases 135 to 1250 code for a protein of 371 amino acids. Gene Ontology annotation, cellular component: peroxisomal membrane; peroxisome; peroxisomal importomer complex. Gene Ontology annotation, molecular function: protein binding. Gene Ontology annotation, biological process: protein import into peroxisome matrix, docking. Lineage: Eukaryota; Metazoa; Arthropoda; Thecostraca; Pollicipedomorpha; Pollicipedidae.